Molecule: messenger RNA, 1587 nt
Organism: Pelagomonas calceolata
Lineage: Eukaryota; Pelagophyceae; Pelagomonadales; Pelagomonadaceae
Source: the annotation of a GenBank genome assembly
GGUUGCGGCGGUGUGCGUUAUGUAGCGCGCGCGUCGUCUGGGCUUUCUGCGGCCAGCUAAAGUUCGCAGCGUGUCCGUGCGUCGGAAUGGCUCGCCGCGCGUUGCGAAUCGACGAGUAUGAGUGUGGUUGAGAUUUUGCCGGUGCGCACACGUGGAUUCUUGUGAAUGGGUGCUGCCUCAGGCGCGAUUUAGGUCCAGAGCUUAAAUUUGCGGCCGGGCAGCGCGCGUUUUCCGGUCCGCAAGAACACCCUUGCAACGCGUCCAGGUAAGUCUCCGGACGGCUCCCGUUGGCGGUUUCGGGCAUCUGCGCUUGUACUGGAACACCGCGCGCGGCGCGCGUGACAAAAAGCCGCCGGCCGUUGCGCUAACGAGACGUCCCAGGGAGACCUCUCCAGGCACGUGUCUCGACGCAGCUGCCUUCACAAGCUCCGCGCACAUCAGGUGAUGGCUGAUGCCAUUUUUGGGUGCUAAAAACACCUCCCGAGUGCUGCAAAAUUGCAGCAGAUUACGCCUUCGCUGCGACCUCUGGAACCAUCAUUCAUCGCUGCAUUCGUUUCCGCGAGCGUUGCCGCAGUCCUUCGUGCCUGCACUGCCAUUGCAUAUAGCAGUGCUGCACCAAAGCGAUCGCAGCGCACCACAGCGACGCGAUAGCACUCGGAAAACCAUGGACCGCUACGCCGUGCUCCAGCGUUUAACAGAUGCGCAGAACGCUCUAUUAGGAGUAGCCGCCGGCGCGAUCGAGGCGGCGUCCACGCAGCCGCUGACGUACACGAAGAACUGCAUCCAGCAGAAGGUCCGAGUGUCCCUAGACCCGCGCAUCAUGUACCGCGGCACGCCGGCGUCGAUGCUGGCGGAUGGCACGCUGAUCGGCGCCCAGUUCUGGGUCUGCGGGUUCCUGCAAAAAUUGAUAGUGAAGGGCAAUCCCCGCGAUUUGACGUUCGCGGAGGAGGUCGGGUCGGCCUAUCUCGCUGGUUUCGCGAGUGGCGUGCCUUGUACGGUCCUGGAACUGACGAUGAUCCAGCAGCAGCGGUUCGGGGGGACGCUGCCGGGCACGUUGCGACGGCUUUACGAGCGGAAUGGAUUGUCAGGCUUGUUCCGAGGUUUUAUUCCUGCGUCGCAGCGCGAAGCGUUCUUCGCGGUGGGUUAUCUCGGCCUGUCGCCGCGCGUCGAACGGGUCUGCGACUCGCUGGAGAUGUCGCCGACGGCGGGCGUCGCGGCCGGUUCUAUUGCUUCUGGUGUAUUAUGUGCCGCGCUGACGCAUCCUUUUGAUACUUGUAAGAGCAUCAUCCAGGGCGACCUCGAGUGCGGCGGCCUCUCGGCGACGGCGCGAGCAUUGUACGCGGAGAACGGGAUACAGGGCUUCUUCCGCGGCUACCCGGCGCGCGCGGCCAUGAUCUGCUGCUGUUUUUUCAUCUUCAAUGUUGGUGGGCGGCGUCCCUUUUUCAUACGCGUGGCAUCGCGCCGACGGCUCAUACGGCAUCGAUCCGCGCAGGAGACGAAGCUGCGGCUCGGCGUGGCGCUCUUCCCCGGCCGGCUCCUCGACAAGCCACGGGAGGACGUAAAAUAAUUCACACAAAAGGGUAGUUA